AGCGUGGUUGCCUUUUAUCUCUGGCAAGGCAGUGUCCGUACUUAACUUCUUCUCCAUCUAGCGUCAAAAAAAAAACUUCUUCUCCAUCUCCCUUCACGCCGCAAUCAAGAGAACGAAGGCGCCUAGGGUUGCGGCUUCCAUCUUGCCACUCCAGCGGCUCAUCCCAGCCAGCCACGCCCCAUUGACGGCCUCCUCCAUUCUUCUCUGCACCGGCCUUGUCCCCGUCUUCCCCGCCCUGUUCCAGCUCCCCUCCUGCCGUGCGCCUUGAACUCCUCGGAUCAAACCCAGCUUCCCCUCUGCGUAAUCGUCCUGAGUGGUAACUACGGUCUGACUUCCCGUUGCCUGACCAGACGGCCCUGCCACCGAGCAGCGUCCCCGCGCCCGCACGCUACCACCUCGCGCUCGCCUCGUCCUCGGCUGCUCGGCACUUCGGCAGGCACGACCAGGACCGCGCUCGGAGCACGCUGACCGCCGUCCAUCGCAACGGCCCGGGUCGCAACAGGCAGCACGCAGGGGCCAACGCCAGUCCACUGGGCCUAGCUUGUUACAUUUGCAAAGGACAAAUUCUGGCAUGAAUACCACUCAGAAAGUUGAUCCAGGGGAACCAGCUGCUAAGAUUGCUCAACAAGCCUCUCAGUUCAAACGAUGGGGACGCAGACAUCCAUUUGUUCGAUAUGGUCUUCCACUCAUUUCGUUGACAGUGUUUGGUGCGGUUGGUCUAGCUCAUCUUAUACAGGGAAGCAAAGAAGUAACAAAGGAAAAGGAGGAUAUGGAAUGGGAGGUCGUAGAGAAAACAAAAGCUCUGAGCCGAACAGGACCGGUUGAAGGGGCCUAUAAGCCUAAGAAGCUCUCACUAGAGGAUGAACUCAAGGCUUUGCAGCAAAAGGUGGACAUAAACAGCUACGACUACAAGAGAAUUCCCAAACAAAAUGAAAACAAGUGAAGUAAAGCACCGGUUAUCAUGCUAAGGAGUGGGAGAUUUUCUUAAAAGCUCUGAAGUAGUUUCUUCAUAUUGUUACUUCAUAAGUUCCUUGGGAUGCUGUCGAAGUGUUAAAAUGAGAUUAUGGAGACAUCAUCAUCAGAGAACUCUGUGCUUCAUCAGCCACCAGCAGUCGAGACUUAGGUCGAUGAUCCUUAUGAAGGCUUGAACCGUAGGAAUCAUCUUUGUAGCAAUAGGAGAUGGACGUUUUCACAGUCCGCCCAAGUGAGUUUCUUUUUUUGAGUUGAUCGAAUACCGCCUUCAUUAUCAAGGGGCCAAUAAAUUGUAACAGAGUACUCUGACGUGUGAACAAUCAGAUUUUGUAUGCCAUUCCUUGGAAGCUA
Triticum aestivum (bread wheat) is the source of this 1323-nucleotide messenger RNA. RefSeq lists its product as uncharacterized. Gene Ontology annotation, cellular component: mitochondrial membrane. The coding region runs from base 572 to 943 and encodes 123 amino acids. Lineage: Eukaryota; Viridiplantae; Streptophyta; Magnoliopsida; Poales; Poaceae. The transcript has 5 exons. The record is from RefSeq and is a predicted model, not a curated record.